GGACAAGGUUAGUUAUUUAAUACUAACAAUAAAAACUAUUCUGAGCAACAAAAUUGAGAGCAAAUUGCCUCAGUAUGCUGCUCUCAACCUUUUUAAAAUUCCAAGCUCAAAAAAAGCUAAAUUUGAGUCAAUUCUUGACGAAAAGUUAAAAAAAUUAAAAGAACUAUUCAUUGAAGAAAGAAACAUCUUCCGAGAAAUAGUAAAUAAUGCGGCUAUUAACAAUAGCCCAAAAGUAGAAAGAAAGCAGCAAUCUGAUUGCAAGACCGAAUCGAGCAAGCAAUCUGACUGGUCAGAGAUUGUAAAACGUAAAAUUAAAAAGAGCUCAAAUGUUCAACACGUGGCGAAUGUUCAACACGUGGCGAACAUCAACAUGUUGAAAACAAAGAAAAAAACACACAACACUAACAUAGCAAAUAUGAAAACAGUUAUAGGCACCCAAACUGAUAAACAAACAAAUUUGAAAGCGAUGAAACCUUCGCCAAAAAGAAAAGUUUUUUACGUUGGUCGAUUGGACCAACAAUGCACUGCAAAAGAGUUAAGCGAACACAUAAAUGAAUUGAAAAUUGAGACAAGCGCUGAAUUCAGAGUUUGUAUUUAUGAAACAGACUCAGCUGAGUUCAUGAAUGCAGAAAACUGGCCAGACCAAAUCAUCGUCCGCGAAUGGUGUUUCAAUGAUCUGUCGGCAAAUGUUGUCAAUGACCUAAAAAGCAAACGAGGCGGAGGUGUUGGUGUGUUCAUAAAGCAUGACAUCAAAUAUGUUGUAAAUGAUAACAGUGCAUUUGAUGAUGAAAAUGUCGACGUUCUCUGUGUGGACAUUGAAUCGGGGCAUGCUUCAUCUAGGGGAGUUAUAAGCAAAAUCAAAAAUAAAUUAAAUAAACCUACUCUAAUUGACCUGUAUUAUUCGUUAAUCUUUCCUCACCUCAUCUACUGCAACGUAAUUUGGGGAAACAGUCCUGACAUUCAUCUGAAACAGUUAACAAAAUGCCAAAACCGAUUCAUCAGAAUAUUUAAAAAUCUUCAUCUUCAUUGUCACACAAGUGAACAUUAUCUCGAGAUGAAAAUACUCAACAUCAAAAACUUGUUCAUCUACCACGUUGCAACAUUCAUUUUUAGAUUUCUACGUCAGCAAUUGCCGGCAUUUUUUAGAGACUUUUUCACUUUUGGAACUUCUAUUCAAGCAAGAACUACACGCCACACGCCACUUUUCUAUGCUCCACCAGCCAGAAUUAAAGUACUCUGCAUGAGUUUGAAACACACCGGCCCAGGAAUAUGGGAGACGAUUCCACAAGAAAUUAAAGAUUGUAACACUUUGCAUCUUUUUAAAAAUAAACUGAAAAAUUUUUUAAUUACAAAAAGUUCUGUUUUUAAAGAAUAA
This is a messenger RNA of Helobdella robusta, 1375 nucleotides long. RefSeq lists its product as hypothetical. The annotation marks the transcript as partial. Lineage: Eukaryota; Metazoa; Annelida; Clitellata; Rhynchobdellida; Glossiphoniidae. The transcript has 4 exons. The record is from RefSeq and is a predicted model, not a curated record.